AUGGUUCAACUUCCACCACCACCACGUUUCAAUCUUCCACCUCCACCUAUGCCACCAAAAGACUUUAUCGAUAUGAAAGUCAUCUCUCAACUGACUUGUUCGUCAAUUCGACAGCAAUAUCAAGAGACGACAAUGAAUUCGCGCUUGAUCUUUCUUGCAACGGCUAUUGUGAUCGUAGCGAUUCUACUUCUGAUUAUUACAUUAAUUUGGUUAUUAUUCUCAUCUCGUAAACGAAAACACGAAAUAGUGAACGUAAAACCCAAAAUGUCAUCACAGUUUGCAGUCAAUCUCAACUCAAUGAGUGAUCUGUCAACAUGCAGCAGUCGCUCUUAUGAAACAGUUUCAUACAAUCACACGGGUAUCUAUUUGGACUCGGUCGAUACAUCGGCUACAACUUGUUCAACAGAUGUAACUGCCGAAAUUCAUUCUGAAUAUUAUCAACAAUACGAUUUUCAACCGCAAUCAACACUGUAUUAUCAUGUUUUGAAUAUACCCGAUCUGAUACCGAAUUGA
Adineta ricciae is the source of this 513-nucleotide messenger RNA. Lineage: Eukaryota; Metazoa; Rotifera; Eurotatoria; Adinetida; Adinetidae. The record is from the annotation of a GenBank genome assembly.